Molecule: messenger RNA, 1935 nt
Organism: Ceratosolen solmsi marchali
Lineage: Eukaryota; Metazoa; Arthropoda; Insecta; Hymenoptera; Agaonidae
Product: brother of odd with entrails limited
Exons: 2
Coding region: 7-1647 (546 amino acids)
Biological process (GO): embryo development; regulation of transcription by RNA polymerase II; embryonic pattern specification
Cellular component (GO): nucleus
Molecular function (GO): DNA-binding transcription factor activity, RNA polymerase II-specific; RNA polymerase II transcription regulatory region sequence-specific DNA binding
Source: RefSeq, a predicted model, not a curated record
GACAUCAUGCCAACUGACCUCGUAGUAACAUCAACUUGCACGAGCGAGGAGUCGCCCCGCGCUCUCAGUCGAUCAUCAACGCGUUCAGGCCCAUCCUCUUCAGCCUCGAGCUGUUCGAGUAGCAGAGAUUCGGAUACUCGUAAUAUCUCGUCACGAGGUAGUUUUGAUGGCUCGAACGCCUUGGGACCUUACCACCACCAUCAUCAUAGUCUUGUAGCGAGCCUGAGUCACCAUCAUCACCGCGAGUCGUCGGCAUUCGUACCAGUAGUACCCUCACGACUCCAUCUGGCGGCCUAUCCCGGGGACAUUCAUGGGCAUCUCUCGGGCCCACCCCCACCCCCACCGCCAACUACCACCGGAACUGGGACAACCUCGAGUUCUGGGAAUCAGGAACUCGAUGGAGGUCCCGAAGUUCCCAUUGUUCGUAAGAGUUCUUCCAGCUAUGAAAUUAUGGCCAUGAUGGCAGAUAAGAGGAAGGAGCUAGCCGCGCGGGCACUAUUACUACCGCCUCCGUCGCUUCUCGAACCACCUCCGGGUUAUCCCGUGUUUCCAGGGCCGUUUCCCACCGGUUCAACUCUUUAUCCCCCAGGUGGACCCCUCGCUCAUCAGCACCUCGACCGACGACUACUUAGAGCACCAGGACGUGCGUCUAGACCUAAGAAGGAAUUCAUCUGUAAGUUCUGUAAGCGUCAGUUUACCAAGAGUUACAACCUUCUUAUUCACGAGAGAACGCAUACGGAUGAACGGCCCUACUCAUGUGACAUAUGCGGCAAAGCCUUCCGCAGGCAGGAUCAUCUCAGAGAUCAUCGGUACAUCCAUAGUAAGGAAAAGCCGUUCAAGUGCGGCGAGUGCGGCAAAGGUUUCUGCCAGAGUCGUACUCUCGCCGUCCACAAGAUCCUUCAUAUGGAAGAGUCGCCGCACAAGUGUCCCGUGUGCGCCCGCAGUUUCAAUCAACGUAGUAACCUAAAAACUCACCUGCUUACUCACACCGACCACAAGCCCUAUGAGUGCACGUCUUGUGGCAAGGUUUUUCGACGCAAUUGCGAUCUGCGUCGGCAUGCUCUAACUCACGCGGUCGGUGACGUACCACCCGAAGCCCUUGAGGAGGCACUGCGCGACGACGAUAGUCCAGAAGAAGACUGCUCUAGCGAAAGUAGUCUGGUUCCGGGAUCUCAAAUUCAAAAUCCCCCAAAUUCGUCAUCGGCCCUCUCAAACUCAAGUUCGGGUGACUACACAGCCACAAAUCCUCCGUCUCGACCACAUUUGCAGAUUCGAAGAGACCUCCUGCAGGUUAAGCCAAGUACUAUUACAAGUGCCAAUGGCAAUGGAGGUCCCAAUUUAGUUACGCACAACCCACCGGGGGCUUUACCACCUCCGCCGUCGCUCAUACUCACAUCCUACAAUCGCCGCAGAAUUAGUUCUCCCGGACCUUCGAGAGUACUCUUAGAGCUGCAGGAACGGGAACGUGAACGGGUACGUGAGACAGAACGUGAACGAGAAAGAGAAAGAGAACGAGAACUUGAGCAGGAGCGAGAGGAUGAAACGCGAUUAGCAAGAGCUUCAACGCCCCAGCCACUUCCGCCGCCACCACCGCGAUCCACUCCAGCUAGGCAUGGUUUCACCAUCGCGGACAUUAUGCGUCGAUAGAAAGCUACACUUCCAACCGCUAGAAGUAUUUUCUUUAAGUUUAUUGUAAUACCUUUAGUCAUUGCAAACACACUCUCCAUUCUAAAACGACAAUAGAUGAUAUGUUGGUAGCUAUUUACGUUUAACUAAAAUACAAGGAACGGAAAGUAAAAAGGUUUGCUGUGACUUAAUUUUAACAAUUAAGAAAAAUAACGAUUAAUACGACAUUCAAAUGGUGCCAAUAAUUUACCUGCGUAUAAACAAAAUUAAAGAAUCGUUUUUAUUUGUUGAAAUGAAAGUGAUUUCUGU